This is a messenger RNA of Manduca sexta (tobacco hornworm), 1024 nucleotides long. RefSeq names its product pupal cuticle protein Edg-91. The transcript is spliced from 2 exons. NCBI's taxonomy places the organism in Eukaryota, Metazoa, Arthropoda, Insecta, Lepidoptera, Sphingidae. The record is from RefSeq and is a predicted model, not a curated record. Bases 46 to 351 code for a protein of 101 amino acids.
GUAGGGCUCCCUGCGGCAGUAUUGUGUUAGUGUUCACCCGACGACAUGGCUAAAAUAACCUUAAUUUCCUUAGCGCUUCUGCUCCUCGCCGCUGCUGCUUUAUCAGCGCCAGCAGAACCCAAAGAUGUAGAGUUGAUUAAGGAAAAAGAAGACCUCGCACCAUCUGAAAAGGAUGACCUUAAAACAGCUGCCUCCCACUGGGGUGGACACUACGGCGGCUACGGAGGAUGGGGUGGAUACGGCCAUUACGGUGGAUACUACCCCUAUUAUGGUAGUUAUUGGGGCUGGCCCCACAGUUACGGAUACUGGCCUUAUGGAGGAUAUUAUGGCCAUCAUGGUUACUGGUGGUAGUGAUUUAGAUUAAAUGAAAAAUGCCAGUACUUACGAUAUAUUUAUGAAGACUAUUUCUAGCAAUUAUGAAAUAUAUGAAAAAAGAAUUAAUAUGGAAAAUAAUAUAAAAUUUAUCGCAGUUAGAGAACAAUAGAGUACGUGGAUAAAAUUAAUUUAGUAUGAAAUUUAAGGGUAUUAAACACUGAAGUUCUAUAUCUUUGCUUUUAUUAUAUUGAUGGAAUGUCUAUCGAUUUCGUUACAGUAUAUAUUUUCAAUGUCUCAAUAUUACAUUAAUAUUUUGCACUACGAUAUUUACUGCUACAACAAAAAAUAUUUAGAAUAGUUAAAUAAUAAAUUUUAUGUAAAUAUGAUACCACCUGAAAAUAAUAAUGAACGAAGCUAUGCUGAUUCUUGAUUACUCAUUGUAUAUUUUUACAAUAAUUAUUACCUUUUUAUUACUUUUCAUAAUUAUACAUGAAUUAUAUGUAUGUACCUAAUUACCUACCUAUUCAUCAAUGAUGUCAAUUUUUAAUUGCGGCAAAAUAAAUAUGAUGUAUUUUAAAUGCAUAUGAUUGUACUUUUAUAUGAUAUCAUCUUAAAAAAAGUUAUUUUAAACUUGCCUUUAUGUAAACUUUUGUGUAAUUAAGUAAAUAAUUUUAGAAAAAUGUAUUUAUUAAUAUAAGUUAUGAAUUAA